GCAAACCAGAGAGCCAGGCUCGCAGUUUAUUGAGAGAGACUAGCUGAGCGACAGAAAGACGAGGGAUAGAAAUACACAAACCUUUCCUGACUGCAGCAGACUCUCUCUCUCCCUUGCCUCUUAAACGUUCGCCUGUUCCAGCUCUCCAGGCUGCCUCUUUCCUCAGUGUAAUCAGCUGUCAGCUAGACUUGAUGUUGUAAAAUCCAUGUGAGGAGGAAAGACAGAUGCAAUGAUUUGAAAGAUCUUCAGUGUUUGAGAAGUCAUCAGUUUUUUCCUACUCGAAGAAUGCAGUGAAACCAUUUGCCAGCAUUAUUAUCUGGAAUUAUAGGUUUAAUAUCUAGCAUCAGUGUUACUAAUUUAUUAUUAAAUAAUACCUCACAGUAGUAGAAGAAUGUAUGGAAGUGCAAGAACAAUCAGUAAUUUGGAAGGCAGUCCUUCCAGGUCUCCUCGUUUGCCAAGAUCUCCUCGUCUGGGCCACAGGAGAACAAGCAGCGGGGGAGGAACAGGUAAGACACUAUCAAUGGAAAACAUCCAGUCCCUUAAUGCAGCCUAUGCAACAUCUGGACCGAUGUAUCUUAGUGACCAUGAAGGUGUAGCGUCUACUACUUUCCCAAAGGGCACAAUGACUCUUGGAAGGGCUGCAAAUCGAGCUGUGUAUGGUGGUCGAGUCACAGCUAUGGGGAGUAGUCCAAAUAUUGCUUCAGCUGGACUUUCUCAUACAGAUGUCCUUUCUUAUACUGAUCAGCAUGGAGGUCUGACCACAUCUUCACAUCAUCAUCAUCAAGUUCCCUCUAUGUUGAGACAAGUAAGGGAUAGUACCAUGCUAGAUCUACAGGCUCAGCUCAAAGAGCUACAAAGAGAGAAUGAUCUUCUGAGAAAAGAACUGGAUAUCAAGGACAGUAAGCUGGGAUCUUCCAUGAAUAGCAUCAAGACUUUCUGGAGUCCUGAGCUAAAAAAGGAAAGAGUCUUGAGGAAAGAAGAAGCUGCCAGAAUGUCAGUUCUUAAAGAGCAGAUGAGGGUUUCUCAUGAAGAGAACCAGCAUUUGCAACUGACCAUCCAGGCACUUCAAGAUGAGCUUCGAACUCAGAGAGACCUUAAUCAUCUUCUUCAACAAGAAAGCGGAAACCGAGGAACUGAGCAUUUUACUAUUGAGCUUACAGAGGAGAAUUUUCAAAGACUUCAGGCAGAACAUGAUAGACAGGCUAAAGAGCUCUUUCUCUUGAGAAAAACUCUAGAAGAAAUGGAGUUGAGAAUUGAAACACAAAAGCAAACACUAAAUGCCAGAGAUGAAUCAAUAAAAAAGCUCCUAGAAAUGUUGCAAAGUAAAGGUUUGCCAUCCAAAGGAAUGGAAGAUGACAACGAAAGAGCUCGAAGGAUGGCCGAGGCUGAAUCUCAGGUUAAUCAUUUAGAAGUGAUUUUAGACCAGAAGGAGAAGGAAAACAUACAUCUUAGAGAGGAACUACACAGAAGAACCCAACUUCAGCCUGAACCAGCAAAGACAAAAGCUCUUCAGACAGUUAUAGAGAUGAAGGACACAAAAAUAGCUUCACUUGAACGCAAUAUAAGGGAUCUCGAAGAUGAAAUACAGAUGUUAAAGACAAACGGAGUUCUGAAUAUAGAGGACCGAGAAGAAGAGAUCAAACAAAUAGAAGUUUACAAGAGUCACUCAAAGUUCAUGAAAAAUAAGAUUGACCAAUUGAAACAGGAACUUUCAAAGAAAGAAUCAGAACUUCUUGCCUUACAAACUAAGCUUGAAACCCUUAGCAAUCAGAAUUCAGAUUGCAAGCAACACAUUGAAGUGCUUAAAGAGUCGCUUACUGCCAAAGAACAGAGAGCUGCCAUACUUCAGACAGAGGUUGAUGCCUUGAGAUUACGACUGGAAGAAAAAGAAACAUUUCUUAAUAAAAAAACAAAACAACUGCAAGACCUCACAGAAGAGAAGGGAACCUUGGCUGGAGAGAUUCGAGAUAUGAAAGACAUGUUAGAAGUAAAGGAAAGAAAAAUCAAUGUCCUUCAGAAAAAGAUUGAAAAUCUACAGGAGCAACUUAGGGACAAAGAUAAACAGCUAACCAAUUUAAAAGACAGAGUGAAAUCGUUGCAGACGGAUUCCAGUAACACGGACACGGCUUUAGCAACAUUAGAAGAAGCUCUGUCAGAGAAGGAGAGAAUAAUAGAGCGCUUGAAGGAGCAGAGGGAACGGGAUGACCGAAGACUGGAAGAAAUAGAAUCCUUUAAAAAGGAAAACAAAGUGAAGGAGAAAGUUAAUGCUUUACAAGCUGAACUAACAGAGAAGGAGUCUAAUUUAAUUGACCUCAAAGAACAUGCAUCGUCAUUGGCAUCAACGGGGCUGAAAAGAGACUCCAAAUUAAUCUUAGAAAUAGCCAUAGAACAAAAGAAAGAAGAAUGUAGUAAGUUGGAAGCACAGCUGAAAAAAGCUCAUGAAGCUGAAGAAGAAGCUCGACUGAACCCAGAAUUUGCAGACAGAAUGAAACAGCUUGACAAAGAGGCAUCUUACUACAGAGAAGAAUGUGGUAAAGCUCAAGCUGAGGUUGACAGACUUCUAGAAAUCCUCAAGGAAGUGGAGAAUGAGAAGAAUGACAAAGAUAAGAAAAUUGCUGAGCUAGAAAGCUUGACUUCCAGACAUACGAAAGAUCAAAACAAGAAAGUGGCCAAUCUGAAGCACAAUCAACAAAUGGAAAAAAAGAAGAAUGCUCAGUUGCUGGAAGAAGUUCGUAGGCGAGAAGACAAUAUGACAGACAACUCUCAGCACUUGCAGUUAGAAGAACUGAUGAAUGCACUGGAAAAGACCAGACAAGAAUUGGAUGCUACCAAAGCCCGUCUUGCCUCAACACAGCAGUCUCUGGCUGAGAAAGAAGCACAUCUGGCUAAUCUUAGAAUAGAGCGGAGAAAACAGCUUGAAGAAAUAUUAGAAAUGAAGCAGGAAGCAUUGCUUGCUGCAAUCAGUGAAAAAGAUGCAAACAUAGCCUUGCUUGAACUGUCUGCUUCAAAGAAGAAGAAGACUCAAGAGGAAGUAAUGGCUCUUAAACGAGAGAAAGACAGAUUAGUACAUCAGUUAAAACAACAGACACAGAGCAGAAUGAAACUGAUGGCAGACAACUAUGAUGAUGACCAUCACCACUUCCACCACCACCAUCACCACCACCACCACCGGUCUCCUGGGAGGACCCAGCACUCAAAUCACCGACCCUCUCCAGAUCAGAUGAUCCAGUUACUGUUGGAGGCACAUUGCCAUGGCAAAUCUCACGCUGUACAUUGAUCACCUGUCCAACCUUGCCUAGAGUGUGUUCCCCAGUUCCUUCAAGAGAUCCAUCUUUACCUGUCUAUAAAGAGGAGGAGGAGGAGGAGAGAGACAUCUGGGAUAACCACAUAUCAAAGACUAACACCAGAGCAGUUGUCAGAGGAGCUGGAGAAAGAGGAGGAAAAAAUGCAGCACUGCAGAAUUAAGCUGAUACUCUGUUGCAGUGGAUCUCCAAAUGUAACCAUGACAUCCUGGAGCAGAUCAUAGAAACAGAAGAUGAAUGCUGAGGUUGUUAACAGAUGAAAUGCUGCAUAAAUUGGUGUCUUCUCCAUUAUUUCUUGUAGUCAUUAUGAAGUCAGAUACUCUGGAUGAUAAUGAAGGGGACUCAAUCAGAAAUUAUAAGAACUUCAUUUCCACCUUUAAUGGGCCUUAUGUUCAGAAUAUUAUUAUUUAAUGAAGUUCAGUUAAAUAGAGUCUUUUAACCAAUGCUGAUUAAUUGGUAUUGAUUUUUAAUGUGUAAUUCAGGUUCUGUUAGGUGCAGUAUCUUCAUCUGCUGAUUCUGCCUAGUGUAUUCUACAGUAACACUUCUAAAGUGCAUUUGAGAUAUUAGUACACGGUUAUAUAAUGGAGUCUGCAUUAAUCUUACCCCCAGUUAGAAGUGGGCUUUUCAGAAAAGUAAAAACUAAGCCUUUACCCUCCUCCGUUUUCUUAUCUACUGUUACUCAAAUAAUCACAUUUUGAUAGUGUAACGAGUAUUAAGCUCUGGGCCAGGUUGGAAAUGAAAUCAAUUUUUGGUACUAUUUGCUGUUGGCAAGGAUUAGCCUUAUGAAAAUAUGGUGUGUGUCUCUGACAAUGCAUGGGCCAUCUAAAUUGAUCAUCAAUAAUUUACAUACCAAAUUUAUAUAUUAGUGGAUGGUAAAAGCUUGAGGUAUGAAAAUGUACAUGUGUAUACAUGCACACAUAUACAGAAGUGGAUCAACCUUUUACCAUCCACAUGCAUACAGGUAUGUAUUAAUAAAAGCUGGGACUCAUAAAUAUAUGAAGAUAAGAAUGCUGUGAAUACAGUAUAUGCAUUGGGCCUCCUAUAAAUGAAGGACCAUUUGUCAUUGUUUUCUAUAGUGAACAAACAGCCUCCAUCAUGGAGCCCAAUGAAUUUUCAAUGUUAAACAAGAAAAUAUAUCAGUGAAUGAGGAGAAAUGAAAAGCUGUCUGUAUCAACAAAGAAUUUGAAGUAAAGAUGAAUAAUUUAAAGCACAUGCCAGGAAAAAGAAAAAUCUGAAGUCUUUCUAAUGGAGUGAUGAGACACAAAUGAGAGUUAAAUCUCUACCACUUCCUCAGAGAGAGGAUCCUUACAACUUCAUAACCAUUUUCAGUCAGUCUGGCAAACGUGCAAAUGUUCAACUGUUUUACUGAUGCAUCUCUCUUUUUGUCAGUGGAAGAAGUACUUCUAUACUGACAUGAGUGGCAAUUGAAUAUUUGCAUUAUUAAAGGACAAACAAUGAAUUUAAGCAUGGGUGGCCUUAAUUCUUAGUAGUUUUUCUUUGCUGCUGUAAAAAAAGGAUUCUAACGUGGUUAUUCCAAAAGUCUUGCACUGAAUUUAGAAAAAUGUUAUUUUUUAAAAUCAUUGGUGCAAUUAUCCCUGAAGUAACAUCCUAUGUGAGCCAUACCUAUAUUAACCCCUUUAAAAUGAUUGUUGUCUAGAAAAUGGUAUCUUAUUUAGUUGUACCAUCAUUUUUGGUGCAAAUAAAGAGCAACUAAGUCAAGCAGGAGUCCUUCUUGAUGUUUCGUCUCAGUAAAUAGAAUAAAAUGUAUAGAAUUAGUAUAGCAUAAGUGAUCCAAAUUCAUUCAUGUUUAAAAAGUUUGUCCUUUAACUAUCAAUGGAAUUUUAGAUCUUUGUUUUCAAAACAGCAAAGCUCUUGGAGUUUAUUUAGCACAUAUGACAAAUGUUGCACUUGCAAACUCAAACAUAACUAGUUUCUUGUGAAGAACUUGUUGUUACAGUAAGGGACAACCGUCUGUGUCUCUUACAAUCAGGUCUUUACCUUAACUCUGCAACUGAAUACUUGAAGUAGGAAAUAAACUAGGGGAAAAUAGGGUCAUAAAAACAAAACUGUAUAGUUAGAUAUUUAUAUGUAUGUGCCAAUUUUGUCACAGACAUUAUUUUAGGAGCACUUUUUGCUCCAUUCAUAUUGUAAGAGUAUUGAUCUAAACUUUUAUCAGGGGCUAUGAGUUAGCCCCAAAAGAAAAAAAUUUUGUCUAACAUUUCGUUUUUUUCAUUUCAUGUAAUAUCUAUGAUGUUUGGAGAAAAAUCCUUUCAUAUACUGAAAUAGAAUCUCGGGGUUUACAAUAAACACUGUGAUGUUGGGAAAAUAUUUUAUUUCAGCAAUGUUUGGUAGUUCCUCCCUCCCCCCUUCCAAAUGUAACAAAUUAAACCAACUUUUGGCUAACAUUUAAGAUAAUUAUUAUUUUAGUGUGGAAUCAGGCUUGUACUGCACAUUCUUUCUUUCAUUUAAAUGUACAGUAUGAAUUUUGUAUUUAAUGAAUUUUGUGUAUCUAGUGUGCACAUAACUGCACAUUGACUUUCAUUUGAAAGUGGGUUUAAAUUUCCUUUUUCAACAGUGUUUAUGAAAAGACCUCAGAUGUGUUGAUACAAACUAUAUCUGCAAUGUGUGUGGGGGGAGGGUUGUGUUUUGUUUUUUUGUGUAGAGUGAUGUUGGAAUGUGAUGUUCUGCAGCAAUGGGUCAGUAUUCUCUAUUUACCUUAACCCCUCAUUUGACAGUGCUCAUGUAAUAUUUUUCUCAAGUGAGUGGCAUGUUCUGGAUUGUGAUAUUGAUAUGUGGUUAAGGACAUUGAUAUGAAACUAAGGAAUCCUUAGAAAUUACCAGUGGGCAUGUAUUAGACAGUCAUUGUAAUUUAAUGUCUAGUAAAAGUGUGAAGUACCAAGGUAUUUAGAGAUCAUAACAUUAUUAUCAUAUGUGUGGGAAGUACUUACUGUUGAUCAGCUUGUUUCUAUUCAUCAAAUAAACUGUUUCUUUCU
Molecule: messenger RNA, 6295 nt
Organism: Dermochelys coriacea (leatherback sea turtle)
Lineage: Eukaryota; Metazoa; Chordata; Testudines; Dermochelyidae
Gene: ERC2
Product: ELKS/RAB6-interacting/CAST family member 2
Biological process (GO): neuromuscular synaptic transmission; regulation of synaptic plasticity; maintenance of presynaptic active zone structure
Cellular component (GO): cytoskeleton of presynaptic active zone
Molecular function (GO): structural constituent of presynaptic active zone
Source: RefSeq, a predicted model, not a curated record